AAUCUGUGUCAGACUUGGACUACCAAGUGUCUCACUUUUACCGGACGUUACUACUGGAAACUAAGGUGGCGCCACAAAGAGGACUAGUUUCACCCCUAAAUUCAAAUUUCUAGCCCCACAGUUGGCAUAUUGAAUCGAUUCUCGAUAGAGCACUGAGAAGCCACUAAGAGUUGAGACCCUGGGAGUCUACAUUCGUAUAUAAAUAUACAUUCCGGAGCGGUCAGUGAUCGAAGUAAACAAGAUUUUUCCUGAAGUGAGUCAGGGUUCAAGGUACAUUUGCGUACAAUAGCAGUCAGAAUCAGUCGAGAGUAGCGCAGCUGCGCAACCAAAUAUUCGUCAAGCUGGGAAUUUGAAGAAAUAUCCAUGAAAGGAAAGGCUAGCCAUUAAAAUGGAAGCAGAUUUACCGGAUAGCUUUUACCGGAUACAGGCUGUUGAUCGGGCGUUACAAAUACCGAGUGUAAAUUAUUUAUGGGACAAAUCAACGGAAGUUUAUGGACGAGUAAAAGGUGCCAGUACUUUUGCGAAUUGGGCUUUUGGGACAGUUGAAAAUGUCUUGAACACAAUGCUCGAAAAAUCGUUACCAGUUGCCAGGUUGAUGGAAAAACCAAUAUAUACCCUAGACAAGACUCUGUGUCAAGGUCUUGACUUUGUGGAGGUGAAACUGCCUAUUAUUAAAGAAGAACCAAAGGAAAUCUUCGACCGAACAAAAUCGAUAGUUUCAAAACGCCUUCGACCUGCUGUACAGACAUUUAAAGAUUUUAAACAGGAAACGACUCAACGAGUGAGGAUUAUAACUUUACGAACAUACUAUAAGGCUCAUUAUUUAAGGAUCUAUAGUUGGCAACAAGCUGAUAAAAUGAUGUCGACUGAAACUGGUAUCAACAUUCUAAAAACUGUUGACAACACGACUGACCUAGCAGAACUCAUGCUCGAUAAAUAUCUUCCUGAUCCGUUAGACGAUAGCCACAAAGACGCAGAAAAUGAAUGCAGCGAACACGCAAAGUUGCACCAUACGGUGAUAAGACUGAGCGAAUUUAGCAGCAGAGCAUCGAGAAGAAUCUAUUUAGCCCUAAUUGAAAGACUGCAGCAUAUGUAUAAAAUAGAAAUUCUAAUAUUAAUUCUCCAUGCGUUGAUUGUUCUCCAGAUAAUUAAGAGUUUUGAGUGGAUGGUAACUUUUGUCUGCAAAGUGAUUAACGACUUUGUUCUUCUUUUAAUCUAAGAGUAACAUGUGAUAGACAAGUAUGUGUAAUCUGAAUGCAUCAUGGUACGAACUACCCGGUAAGAAGAGAAGAAUAGGGCAAAAUUAACACUUUCACUUUUAAACGAAAGAAUGAGCAUUAUUUAAUUUGUUUGAAUGUGCUCAUUUUUCAUCUGGAGAAGUUCCCAAAGAAGAAAUAGGUUUAUCUUCGAAACCAAUUCUUCUCUAUUCCUUUACGAUUGAUACCUGUGCUGUAUUCAAUGCAGGUGAACAUAUUUCCCGUUUUUUUUAUUCCGUUUAAUCCGAUCAGUAGACAUAACUCUCAUUGUUAUUUUUAAUGCCAUACUUACAUGCUGUAUUUUCGAUUAAUUUAAUUCCUUGAAAUCUGUCCACAAAAUGUGUGCACUUACAUAGUUUCUAUUCCUCCGUAUGCAACAUUAGUUUGGAAAUUUUAAUUUUUCUGUCUGCCAUAAGGGUGGAGUAAUUUUAAUUAUUAUAUUUUAUAUUGUUUAAACAAAUGAUAGAUUUAAUAACAUAAUAAAUAAUAAUAAAUUCAUUUCAUAUUGUUGUGUAAGGCAAAUAGAAUUUAUCUAUCUUUAAAAAUAAUUAUAAAAAUAUUCUUUGACAAUACUAUGAAUUGUUUCUAUGAACAUAAUUAUUUUAUAUUUACAACUGAAUUUUUUAAAAAUAGUUUAAAGGGAUUAGGUUUUGCUUCAUUAAAGUGAUAUUAUUCUCUUUCUUUCUAUUAUCUUUUUUGCGUUCCUUCAAUUUUUAAAUCCUCUCAUUACACUUCCAUUAUUAUUUUUCUAAGUCGAUUAAAAAGAAUAGAUUUUACUUUUUUUCUACUCUUUGGUGAAACUUUCGAUUAAGAAAAUUUGCGUAUUAAUGGGAAUUCAGAUUCUGUUUCUUUUUAAUUCUUCUCUUCUUACUACGUACUUAAUAUUAUAAUAAUAAUUCUAAUGACUAUGGUAAUUUAUGUUUUGUAAUUUUUGAAUAUUGUAACUCUGAUGAUUGUAGGGACUGAUAAAUUUAUUUUGUAUUAAAAUAGUCGAACUAAA
Belonocnema kinseyi is the source of this 2256-nucleotide messenger RNA. It is a transcript of the gene Lsd-2, whose product is annotated as lipid storage droplets surface-binding protein 2. The coding region runs from base 389 to 1219 and encodes 276 amino acids. The transcript has 4 exons. Gene Ontology annotation, cellular component: lipid droplet; cytosol. The record is from RefSeq and is a predicted model, not a curated record. Lineage: Eukaryota; Metazoa; Arthropoda; Insecta; Hymenoptera; Cynipidae. Gene Ontology annotation, biological process: lipid storage; positive regulation of triglyceride storage.